UUAAAUGUGGCAACCCUGUUUCCAGUUAGUUGGUUCCGAGAUACGAACGUGAGAAGACGGACGGUGGUGAAUCCGGUUGAAACUGUGCGGGAUUUUGUGUAAGGGCGAACCAUUCAAUUCUCUGGAAGACAAAAAAAAACAAAACAAUAACUCGCGCGAACACAAAGAGUACCGAAAGACCGGACCGAUAAAGAAAAAAAACAAAAACAGCCCCGCGUGGUACCGGCUUAUUGAGGAGUAAAAGAAAAUAACCGGUCUCACGGUCCCCCCGCCCGGCCGAAAAAAAAACCAAAGCAAGACUGCAUAAAACCAUGACCUUGGUCAAAGCAACCGGCUGUGCGAUGCUGCUCACCAUCAGUGGCCUACUUAUGCUGCUGAUAGUUGCCGAUCAAUCGAGCCACGCAACGGCGGCCGUGACGGCCAGCGGCGAGGGAGGUGAAAGCAUUCUCGAUAAUCUGAUUUCGGGUCUAGUGUCGACGGCGGAAACUGCAAAAAACUACCUGGAUAGCUACAGCGAUCGGGAUGUGAAGGACCCGGCCGAAACAACGGAAGUGACAACCGGAUCGCCACUGGUCGGGCAUGGCACUGCGAAGGCCAUCGGUUCGACGAUUGCAGCGGAACAACCCAAACCCUUCUGGAAUCCGUUCAACUGGCUGAAACCGCGAACGGUGUCGAUUCCGUACAAUCCGGAUACAGAUUUGACUACGCCGGAAAUCGCAGUCCGCCACGGAUACAGUGCGGAAUCUCACACGCUCCGAACGGCAGAUGGUUAUCUGCUAACGUUGCACCGAAUACCGUGUGGCCGAGUCGGUUGUACGGGCAGUGGCAAGGGAACCGGUCAGCCCAUAUUCCUACAGCACGGACUACUGUCCAGUUCGGCUGAUUGGUUGCUCAGUGGGCCGGAGAAGGGUUUAGCGUUCAUGCUGGCCGACGCGGGAUACGACGUUUGGCUGGGGAAUGCCCGAGGGAACACCUACUCGCGGAAGCACAUCUCGAUGAGCAGCGACGAAACGGCCUUCUGGGACUUUAGCUGGCAUGAGAUGGCACUGUUCGACAUUCCGGCCGAAAUUGAUUUCAUUUACAGUAUGAAGGAGCUUGAACAUAACUACACUGCACGGAAUUUACUCUACGUUGGUCACUCUAUGGGAACCACUAUGGCGUUUGUUUUGCUUUCCAGUCGACCGGAGUACAACGACCGAAUAGAGGCCGUAUUUGCCAUGGCUCCGGUAGCAUUCAUGGGACACGUGAAAAGUCCCAUCCGGUUACUUGCUCCGUUUUCCAACGAUAUCGAGAUACCACUUGAUCAGUUUCCAAGUCUUCAUAUUCCCAACUGGGUAGACGGGUUCGCAAACGAUAUCCUCAAGCGGCUAUCGUUGCGUCUGUUGAUGAUCCUGAAAUUCUUCGGAAGCAACGAGUUCUUGCCGCAGAGUAAAAUCAUCCGGUACCUGGCCAAAUACGGCUGUGAGCUUACCGAGGCCGAAAAGUACAUCUGCGAGAACACCGUGUUUGUGUUGUGCGGUUUCGAUAAGGAACAAUACAACGCCACUCUGAUGCCGGUAAUUUUUGGUCACACCCCGGCCGGAACGUCAACCAAAACGGUAGUACACUACGCCCAGGAGAUUCAUGAGAACGGGAAUUUCCAGCAGUUUGACUAUGGUGAAGCGGAAAACCAACGGCGUUACGGGCAGCCAAAACCUCCAAGUUACGACCUGAACAGCAUCACUACUCCGAUCGCCCUAUUCUACGCCAACAAUGACUGGCUGGCCGGUCCGAUGGAUGUGGCAAACCUGUUCAGUCGGCUGUCACGAACCUCGAUCGGUAUGUUCCGGGUACCGAAUGACAACUUCAAUCACGUCGAUUUCCUGUGGGGUAAUGACGCACCCGAGGUAGUCUACAAGCAGUUGCUUAUGCUUUUACAAAGAUAUAAGUAGGUUUAUUUUUGGAGACAAUGGUUACCGGGCGCUGGAGUCUCUCGGACUAGGGCAUUUUCCUAAUGAUAAAAUAAAAAGAUAAACGCUUUUCUAAUUAGGUUUCUACGGGAAAUAUACUGAUAAGUAGUAA
Molecule: messenger RNA, 2061 nt
Organism: Malaya genurostris
Lineage: Eukaryota; Metazoa; Arthropoda; Insecta; Diptera; Culicidae
Product: lipase 3-like
Exons: 6
Coding region: 312-1931 (539 amino acids)
Biological process (GO): lipid metabolic process
Source: RefSeq, a predicted model, not a curated record